Messenger RNA from Ylistrum balloti, 1290 nucleotides. RefSeq names its product protein PF3D7_1417600-like. Bases 1 to 1290 code for a protein of 429 amino acids. The record is from RefSeq and is a predicted model, not a curated record. NCBI's taxonomy places the organism in Eukaryota, Metazoa, Mollusca, Bivalvia, Pectinida, Pectinidae. The transcript has a single exon.
AUGGCCAGUUCAACUGUCAAAGAUGAGUUAUGGUUCUUUGUCAAUCAAAAUCUUUUGUGUGCAAUUAUGUUCAAGUUGUUAAGAGAGGAAGUGUCAUUGUGUAUAAUUAACCAGGAGACAUGUAACCAGGAGAGAAUUUACCAGGAGAUAUGUAACCAGGAGAUAGGUAACCAGGAGAUAUGUAACCAGGAGAGAAUUAACCAGGAGAUAGGUAACCAGGAGAGAAUUAACCAGGAGAUAGGUAACCAGGAGAUAUGUAACCAGGAGAUAGGUAACCAGGAGAUAGGUAACCAGGAGAUAAUUAACCAGGAGAUAUGUAACCAGGAGAGAAUUAACCAGGAGAUAGGUAACCAGGAGAUAUGUAACCAGGAGAUAUGUAACCAGGAGAGAAUUAACCAGGAGAUAUGUAACCAGGAGAUAUGUAACCAGGAGAGAAUUUACCAGGAGAUAUGUAACCAGGAGAUAGGUAACCAGGAGAUAGGUAACCAGGAGAUAUGUAACCAGGAGAGAAUUUACCAGGAGAUAUGUAACCAGGAGAUAGGUAACCAGGAGAUAUGUAACCAGGAGAUAUGUAACCAGGAGAGAAUUAACCAGGAGAUAUGUAACCAGGAGAGAAUUAACCAGGAGAUAUGUAACCAGGAGAUAUGUAACCAGGAGAGAAUUAACCAGGAGAUAUGUAACCAGGAGAUAUGUAACCAGGAGAGAAUUAACCAGGAGAUAGGUAGCCAGGAGAUAGGUAACCAGGAUAUAGGUAACCAGGAGAUAUGUAACCAGGAGAUAUGUAACCAGGAGAUAGGUAACCAGGAGAGAAUUAACCAGGAGAUAGGUAACCAGGAGAGAAUUAACCAGGAGAUAGGUAACCAGGAGAGAAUUAACCAGGAGAUAUGUAACAAGGAGAGAAUUAACCAGGAGAUAUGUAACCAGGAGAGAAUUAACCAGGAGAUAGGUAACCACGAGAGAAUUAACCAGGAGAUAGGUAACCAGGAGAGAAUUAACCAGGAGACAUGUAACCAGGAGAGAAUUAACCAGGAGGUAUGUAACCAGGAGAUAUGUAACCAGGAGAGAAUUAACCAGGAGAUAGGUAACCAGGAGUUAAUUAACCAGGAGAUAGGUAACCAGGAGAGAAUUAACCAGGAGAUAGGUAACCAGGUGAGGAUUAACCAGGAGAUAGGUAACCAGGAGAGAAUUAACCAGGAGAUAUGUAAUCAGGAUGCUCGACAACUGAGUACAUGUAAUUGCAACAUCAUCGUGAUUUUAUUCGGCAGCGUUAAUCGCGGAAAUGAAGAAUAG